AUGUCUCAAUACGGAGCUAGCAACAUGGGAUCCAUCUCUGGAACAAAGAAGUUUGGAGCCAGUACUGGAUUUGUAGAUGGUGGCAUGGGCUCAACUCAGUUCAACAAUACCCAAACUUCAGUAGUUGGAGCCCAGCAGACCACUGCUAAUCUUAAGGGGAAACUCGGAGCUCUCCAGGAAAUGAUUAACCAGCUGAACGAGGAGCUUAAUUUCCAUAAGAAAGAAGUCAGUAUUUUGAAAUCUGAGAAAGAGACCUUGGAGAGUGUCCUCACCGUCAAGACUCAGGAUGUCAGAAAGACACUUACAAAUGAGCUCUUCAGGGUUGAGGAAGGCAUGAAAAGGCAUUAUGCACAUCAAAAAGCAGAGAAUUCAAGACUCCAACAACAAAUUACUACUCUUAAGGGAGAGAAGACCGCUCUCGAGCAACAGAUGCUCGCCUUGCAGAGAAGAAUUGCAGAGUUGGAAGACCAAAUUGGAUGUGAUGAUGACUAA
This is a messenger RNA of Moneuplotes crassus, 492 nucleotides long. The record is from the annotation of a GenBank genome assembly. Lineage: Eukaryota; Ciliophora; Spirotrichea; Euplotida; Euplotidae.